This is a messenger RNA of Maniola jurtina (meadow brown), 1307 nucleotides long. It is a transcript of the gene Snmp2, whose product is annotated as sensory neuron membrane protein 2-like. Gene Ontology annotation, molecular function: scavenger receptor activity. Gene Ontology annotation, cellular component: cytoplasm; membrane. The coding region runs from base 60 to 1286 and encodes 408 amino acids. The transcript has 7 exons. NCBI's taxonomy places the organism in Eukaryota, Metazoa, Arthropoda, Insecta, Lepidoptera, Nymphalidae. The record is from RefSeq and is a predicted model, not a curated record.
AAACUUAUUUUAGGUCUUAUCAAAGUCGGAUCAUAGAGGGCGUGGAGGGCGACAAAGUGAUGUACCGCAAGAAGGAGUACCUAGAGUUCGACGCCGAGGCCUCUUUCCCUCUCUCACUCGACGACAAAGUGACCAUAGUCAACGUGGCUUACCAUAACAUUCUCCAAAUGGCAGAGACGUUGUUUCCUACACUAAUGAACCUCCUGCCAUUGGCAAUGGGCGGAGUGUUCGGGGUCCACAACAGUCCCAUAAUGACCGUCAGGGUCGGAGACUUGCUGUUCGAUGGCAUCCCCAUCUGCAAGGACCCUGGGUUACUUGGAAGCAUCGCGUGCAACCAGAUAAGACCUUUGGCAGCUGAUGUACAGAACAUCGAGGAGCUAGAGGAUGGUUCUCUAGAAUUCACCAUUCUCAGAUUUAAACACGAUAGACCGAGCGACCUGUACGUGGCCAGCCGCGGCGUGGACGACGUGAUGGAGCUGGGUGUCAUCCGGUCCUUCAACGGCUCCUCCCACCUCGACUACUGGCUCAACUCGGACACGGACGAGCAAGGUCGCGAGGUGCCCAGCGUGUGCAACAUGCUCAACGGCACAGACGCGGGGAUAUUCCCGCCCUUCGUCAACAGGGACGAGCCACUCUACGCUUUCAACACUGAUGUGUGCCGGUCAGCGGAACUCCGGUACCAAUACGACACGUCGUACAAAGACAUACCAGUGGCGAGGUUCGCGGCCAACGAUUGGUUCUUGGAUAACCACCAGGGCUGCUUCUGCCUCAACAAGACGCGCGGUAUCAACCGUGACGAUGGGUGUCUCCUGUCCGGUGCUAUGGAGAUGUUCACCUGUAUAGGUGCUCUUAUGGUGCUCAGCUACCCUCACUUCUUGUAUGCCGACUUCGGGUACAGGAAUGGUCUCAUUGGCAUGCGUCCGAAUGAGGAGCAACACAGGUUGUUCGUCGACCUGGAACCUAACACCGGCACAGUCGUCCGUGGUAUGAAGAGAGCACAGUUCAACGUGUUCAUGCGCCCCGUCACCGCGAUCCCAGCAACGCAGCCGUUGCGCACUACCCUCAUGCCGAUACUGUGGGUGGAAGAGGGUAUGGAUUUACCAGAUGACUUCGUGGAUAUGGUGAAGAACCGAUUGCUCGCCAAUUUGAGGCUGGUGGACAUCCUCGUACCAGUCGUCAUAGCUCUCAGCUGCUUGGUGCUACUCCUGGGUGUGAUCAUCCUCGUCCGCGUCAAGACCAGGAGUCAAGGAACACCACACCAGAAGAACAUACAGCUCACGAAUUAAAUCAUUAAAAUAAACUGUGUA